AUGCGCAGCACUCUGCCCACGCCAAUCUUCAAUCGCCCAUCUUCCACCAUCCGCACCAUCUCCGCCAACGGCGUGCGCAUAAACUCCUCCUCCGACCCCGAGUACGCCGUCAGCCUCGUCUCCGACGGAAUCAGCUCCAUCACAUCAACCCUUGCCACACUCCCCUCCUCCCCGCCCACCGUCCCCGCCAGACACACCGUCCCGCCCUUCCGCGCACACCGCAGCGAAUCCCGCAGCGUGCGCGCGCCCACCAGCUCCAACACCUUGUCAAACCCGUCCACGCCCCUCCGCCGCAUCUGCGUCGCCACCUCCCCGUUGUCAAUCCACACCUCGCGCGCCCCAGCCUCGCGCAGCACGCCCGCGCGCUCAGUCUGCCGCGUCGUCGCCGCUACAAACGCCCCGUGCGUCAUCGCGAUCGCGAUCGCGGCCAGUCCGACCGUCGUCGUUCCGCCCCGGACAAGCACGCGCUCGCCCGCUCGCAGCGCCAGCCCGCGGAUCACUGCACCCCACGCGGUGGGGAGUAGCGUCGGCAGUGCACCGAGUAUAUUCUGCGUAUGCGCCGUCAAACGACCGCCCCAUCCCACUUCCUGCGGUGGCGACCACGCUUCCGCGCGGAAAUGUCUGUUCCAAAGCUGCGCUGCCUGCCGCGUCGACGACGCCGACGGCUUCGCUGCCUGGGAUACGGGAUGGGUGCGCGGAUGCGGGGUGUUGGUCUGCACGGGGACGCAGGUCGCCGCGGUUGAGGCCGAAGGCGUGCACGCGGAUGCGGAUGCUAUCGGCGGCGGGUGUCGGGAGAGGUACGGUUUUGAGGCGGAGCACUGUGUCAGUGUCGACUGUGCUGAGAUGGUGGUGGAAUAG
Aspergillus terreus NIH2624 is the source of this 858-nucleotide messenger RNA. RefSeq lists its product as uncharacterized. Bases 1 to 858 code for a protein of 285 amino acids. The record is from RefSeq and is a predicted model, not a curated record. The transcript is spliced from 4 exons. NCBI's taxonomy places the organism in Eukaryota, Fungi, Ascomycota, Eurotiomycetes, Eurotiales, Aspergillaceae.